UGAGUAAAUUACAAUUUAAAUUUGCUCUCUGUCUUCGUAAAAUUAUUGAAUAUAAGCCAUCGAAGGUGGAGGUUAGCAAUGGUACCAUCUUCAUUCUAGCAUAAAAAACCAAGUGUUUUUGUUUUCAGAGAGAGAGAGACAAAAAAAAAACUCAAACUCAAACUGAAGUCGAAAAUCCCAGGAUAGCAACCCCUAUUCUUGCCUGUUUAACUAUUCAAAAAUCCUUGUUGUCGGAUGGGUGCUGCUUUGUCCUACCCAUUUGCUAAAUGCAGUGAUUUGGAGAAUGCUUUAGAAUCUGUCACUGUGAAAUCCAUAAGUUUUGGAAAUGAUGGAGUGAAAACACCUGUUAGAUCUAUCAGUUUCAAAACUUCAGAUUCUGAGCCCACCAUUUUAAAAUCAGUAGGUUCUGGAAAGAUGAUAUUGGAGGGAUCUAUAAGCUUUAAGGGGAGCGAUUUCGAGAGGAUGCUUUCACUCAGGUCGUCUUCUUCAUCGGAUAAACUCGAGGAUUUGCACAUUAAACAUGUCAGUUCAAAGAGAGAAGCAAUGGAUAUUCAAUCCACAUCACCGGUAUUAGAUCCCAGCAAUCCACAACAUGAGGCGGCAAUAAGAUUGCAGAAGGUGUACAAGAGCUUUAGAACACGAAGAAAACUAGCUGAUUGUGCAGUACUCGUUGAGCAGAGUUGGUGGAAGCUCUUAGAUUUUGCUGAACUCAAGAGGAGUUCUGUAUCAUUCUUCGAUAUAGAUAAACAUGAGACUGCAAUUUCGCGUUGGUCAAGGGCAAGAACUCGAGCUGCCAAGGUUGGAAAAGGUUUAUCAAAGAACGAUAAAGCUCAAAAGCUUGCUUUGCAACACUGGCUUGAAGCAAUAGAUCCAAGGCAUCGCUAUGGACACAAUCUACACUUUUAUUAUAAUCAAUGGCUCCAUUCUCAGAGUCUAGAACCCUUCUUUUAUUGGCUGGAUAUUGGAGAAGGGAAAGAAGUAAAUCUCGAAAAAUGUCCUAGAUCAAAGCUUCAACAGCAGUGCAUCAAAUAUCUUGGUCCGAUGGAAAGAAUGCCGUACGAAGUUGUUGUGGUCGAUGGAAAGUUCAUGUACAGGCAAACAGGGAAGCUUCUCCACACGACUGAAGAAACUGAUGACACCAAGUGGAUUUUUGUCCUUAGCACAUCCAAAGUCUUAUAUGUUGGCGUGAAGAAGAAGGGUACAUUUCAACAUUCUAGCUUCUUGGCUGGAGGUGUCACUAUUGCUGCUGGAAGAUUAAUUGUUGAUAAUGGUGUCCUUAAGGCAGUUUGGCCUCACAGUGGUCACUACCGUCCUACAGAAGAAAAUUUUAAUGACUUCAUUUCAUUUCUAAGGGAGAACAACAUCGAUCUUACAGAUGUGAAGAUGACUCCGGUGGAUGAGGAAGCAAACUUGGCUGGCAAACGAAGAAGCAUUAACCAUCUUAGAUGCAAUUCAUCUGAAGAGGACUUUAGCUUAGAGGUGGAAGAGAUGAAUGUAAAAGAUUCAAUUGAGGAGGUAAUUAAUUCAGAGGAACAAGAAAUUAGUGCAGCUGUUGGACGCCCCAAGUCAAGGAGGCUCAUCAGUCUUAGCAGAAAAUUGACUGAUCUUGAAAUACCGAAAAGAACAGAAUUGUUUGAGAUGUCAAAAGAUGACCAUGGUGCUGAUAUGCCGAGUUGCAAUGAAAAUCCGAUGGAUUCCCCCUUGGGAGAUGAUUAUGAAAGGAUGGAUGAAACGGGGGUAGAAGACGUCCCUAAAGAAUCAAUACUUCAAAGGAUCAACUCUAAAAAGGGAAUGAAGUCAUAUCAAUUAGGGAAGCAGUUGUCGUGCAAGUGGACAACAGGAGCAGGACCACGGAUUGGUUGUGUUAGGGACUACCCCUCGGGACUCCAAUUCCGGGCUCUGGAGCAAGUGAACUUGUCUCCAAGAAGUACAAGCUAUUUGAAAACAUACUGUUCUCCUCAGUCGAGUUGUAGCCCAAGUCCAAAAGUUGGCAUACCAGCAGGUGGUAGUGAAGAUAUGAGAACCCAAAGUUUACCCGUGGGGAUGAAAGAGAAGUUACUGCAGAGAAGCAUCCCUUCCAAAAGGCAGUCCUUCCCAUUAUGAAGAGGCUAUGUAGGACAGCUUGUUGCUAACAUAUAUACCAUAGUGAAAACCACAUUCAGUUAGUUCAUUCUUUUAGUGUGAAUAGAAAAGAUGAUAUAGGAUUCUUUUAUCAUUCUUUUCAAAACUCCAUCGAUGUACACUAUUUAAAAAAAAAAAAUUCAUCUUUUGUAUCAUAAGAUGACAGAACAAUUUAGGAAUUUUGGGCUUAGUGCCCCUUCAAUACAAAGGGAAAAGAAAUUACUUUGUUUUUUUUGUU
Gossypium arboreum is the source of this 2359-nucleotide messenger RNA. Its product is annotated as IQ domain-containing protein IQM2-like. The coding region runs from base 235 to 2103 and encodes 622 amino acids. Lineage: Eukaryota; Viridiplantae; Streptophyta; Magnoliopsida; Malvales; Malvaceae. The record is from RefSeq and is a predicted model, not a curated record. The transcript is spliced from 8 exons.